GUUGUCGUCAUCGCACCCCGCCAUAUUGGACAAACCUACCGAAGACAGGAAUACUGGCUGCUGAGGGAAUAGGUGGAAGGACCUGAGUACGUGUGGCUGAUUAAAGUUUACAUGAGUUAAAUAUCUAUGCAUUGGACCAAUUAAUAAAGUGCCAGAUCUGAGGCAGGACGUGGUUCGGGGGUUAUUUUCUUCCUCGUUAAAAGGACUUCGGUAGAUGAUGACUUCCCUGACCCAAAGGAGCUCGGGCCUGGUGCAAAGGCGGACUGAAGCCUCGCGUUCUGCUGCAGCCGACAAGGAGAGGGGAUCUGGGGACGAGGACUACGAGGCUCGACGCGGGGAUGAACAAGACGACGAUGACAGCGGAGAUUCCAAAGAAACUCGACUCACUCUUAUGGAAGAAGUAUUGCUUCUGGGACUGAAGGACCGAGAGGGCUACACAUCGUUCUGGAACGACUGCAUCUCGUCAGGCCUGCGCGGCUGCAUGCUCAUCGAGCUGGCGAUCCGAGGCCGCCUGCAGCUGGAGGCCUGUGGCAUGAGGAGGAAAAGCCUGCUGUCCCGCAAGGUCAUCUGCAAGUCGGACGCCCCCACAGGAGACGUGCUGCUGGACGAGGCCCUGAAGCACAUUAAGGACACCCAGCCCCCCGAGACUGUGCAGAGCUGGAUCGAGCUCCUCAGUGGUGAAACCUGGAACCCACUGAAGCUGCACUAUCAGCUGCGGAACGUACGCGAGCGUCUGGCCAAGAACCUGGUGGAGAAGGGCGUGCUGACCACGGAGAAGCAGAACUUCCUGCUGUUCGACAUGACCACGCACCCGCUCACCAACAGCAACAUCAAGCAGCGGCUCAUCAAGAAGGUGCAGGAGGCCGUGCUGGAGAAGUGGGUGAAUGACCCGCACCGCAUGGACAAGCGCAUCCUGGCGCUCAUCUUCCUGGCGCACUCGUCCGACGUGCUGGAGAACGCCUUCGCGCCGCUCCUGGACGACCAGUACGACCUGGCCAUGAAGCGCGUGCGGCAGCUGCUGGACCUGGAGCCCGAGGGCGAGAGCAUGAAGACCAACGCCAACGAGCUGCUCUGGGCCGUGGUGGCCGCCUUCACCAAAUGAGAAG
Molecule: messenger RNA, 1106 nt
Organism: Alosa alosa (allis shad)
Lineage: Eukaryota; Metazoa; Chordata; Actinopteri; Clupeiformes; Clupeidae
Gene: golph3a
Product: golgi phosphoprotein 3a
Exons: 4
Coding region: 215-1102 (295 amino acids)
Biological process (GO): Golgi organization; Golgi vesicle budding; Golgi to plasma membrane protein transport
Cellular component (GO): cytosol; trans-Golgi network; Golgi cisterna
Molecular function (GO): phosphatidylinositol-4-phosphate binding
Source: RefSeq, a predicted model, not a curated record